AUGGAGACGAGGCAGACACGAAGGGACCACGUUGGCAACGUGGAUCCGAAGUUAACAUGUGGAGGAGGGUUUGGAAGCACUUGCUCUCCCUUUCAAGCGCUUCACAUACCGGUAAGAAUCCCUGAACAAAUAUGUCAACGCUUUUUUAACCCGUAGGGUAUUCAAGGGUAUUCAAUGUUUUUGUGAUGGGAUUCAAUGUGCAAAUGUGUCACUCGCUCACUUUGCGUUGACAAAGAUCGGCUCUUCCGCUCCGUCCCGAACUCACUGCCCGAUAUGAAAACGACAUAGUUCGUAGUUGAAGAAGGGCUCCUGAGCUGUACAUUCACUCACUCAUCCUCGUGAGAGAACUUUGGGAACGAGGUUGUCACGCUCAUGUUCGCUACGAAAGGAGCAACACUUACAUCAACACUCGCUGUCGAUUUCUGACAGUUCUUUAGGUCGUGUGUGUAUGCGCUACAAGUAUCACGACCAUAAGCAAUGGGGCAGUUUGUUUGUUUGUUUGUUUGUUUGUUUUGUCAUGUUACUGAAAAAUUUUAAAGAACGUUGCCGGUAAAUCGCGCGUGUAGCAUAGUAUAGCCCGUGGUAUGUUGUUUAUACUCCAAACUUUGCAGUCUCUGGCAGGGACUCUAGUAGCGAGGAGUCGAGAUAUGGAUUGCAGUAUUUUACAGAAAGUCGCCUUCAAAGGCUUUUUACGUUUAAAAACCAGCUGAUUAUGUCGAGGGAUGGAAAAAUUCUAAGGGCGUGUUUACAAGGAGAGAGGGUUACCCUUGUGCUAGGGUUACUCUAGCAAGCGGGUUAAACUUAGCUCUGGUUUACAAGCAAAUUUCACGGGUAGGGUUACCCUAUCACCCGGGCCAACUUUACCAGCUUUGCUGACUUGUUUCGUCAUGCGUGACAUUCUUUGUAACGGUCCAAGAUUUGACAUAAUCUUGAAGUUCUCUAUGGAAAACACGUUAAAUUCAGGGAAAAAAGGAAAAUAUUAUCAUCGUAGACAGAAAAUAACAUUUUAUUUUUCAGAUGUUUAUAAUUAAGCUCAGAAAUCGGAUAAUUCCGCUCAAUUUGUCAAGGAUUCUGGUCACACGUGACGGAGAAACUUUAAUCAGUGAUCUUUACUAUUCAUUGUAUGGUAGGAUACAAAAGAAUAUGAACUCCCAAAGAACAUGCCAGUGACUUCUCGCAUGGGACACAAGACAAGCCGGUCAUCAGCGGAUCCCUUGUGGAGGACAGUCAGACAGGGUACACUUCCGCCACUAGCAGGAGUACUCAGGAAGGAUAGCCAUGUCACAUUGGCGGCAGAGUCAGCGUCUGGAAACGCCUCGCAAUUUUCAUUCGCUGUUCAAUAA
Porites evermanni is the source of this 1343-nucleotide messenger RNA. The record is from the annotation of a GenBank genome assembly. Lineage: Eukaryota; Metazoa; Cnidaria; Anthozoa; Scleractinia; Poritidae.